CAACCAACCACAAGGCUUAACCAGAAACUCAGAAUGCUCAUCUAUAAAUACCCAUUCACUGAAACUCAACAUAUCAAUCACAGAGAUAACGCAAGACAACAUAUUGCAUACAUACCAAGUUCUAGCAAAUCGCAUAGCAUUGAGAAUGUCGUCCGAUUGCGAAGGGAAGAAUUCGUGGCCGGAGCUCGUCGGGGCUCAGGGAGAAACGGCUGCAGCAACGAUCGAGAGGGAGAAUUCUCUGGUUAGCGCGGCGGUGCUGUUAGAAGGAACACCAGUUAUUAGGAACUUCGAUUGCACUAGGGUUUGGGUUUGGGUUGAUGAGGACGGUGUGGUUACCAAGGUCCCUAAGAUUGGUUAGAGUUUGAAGCACUUGGUGCUUGAUUUUUACUCUUCAUUAACCUGUUGGUGGUUGAAGAAAAUAAAAUGGAGUUGAUGUUUCUCCAUGAGUACUAAUCGCUCAAUAAAAGAGGGUUAUGAACCAAAAAAAAUCUGGUUUGUCCAUCUUUUCUCAACUUUCUAAUUUUAAUAAGUUCUCCCCAUAUUUGAUCUA
This is a messenger RNA of Rhododendron vialii, 550 nucleotides long. RefSeq names its product proteinase inhibitor-like. The transcript is spliced from 2 exons. The coding region runs from base 146 to 358 and encodes 70 amino acids. The record is from RefSeq and is a predicted model, not a curated record. NCBI's taxonomy places the organism in Eukaryota, Viridiplantae, Streptophyta, Magnoliopsida, Ericales, Ericaceae. Gene Ontology annotation, molecular function: serine-type endopeptidase inhibitor activity. Gene Ontology annotation, biological process: response to wounding.